AUGGAUAGCCGCGAUGGCGCCUCUGCUCUGAUGGGCUCCUUCGACCCGGCGCCCGAUGCCACCCUCCCGAACAACGACACCGUCUCCGUCCCCCCGGCCGCCGACGUGACCGAUACCCAUGAUGCUGACGGCGUCGCCGUGGCCGACUCGAGCGAGCUUCCCUCCUCCGCGUCGGAUGGAACGUCCGCCUCGCUGAAGGCCGAGUCUCUCGGCGGCGAGUCAUGCUCCUCGGUGGAGGGCGUGAGCCAGGCUCACAAGCCCGAUGCCGAGGCCGACCCGUCGGUGUCUCUGGCAUCCGUCCACCUGACCCCGGAGGCCGCUCCGCCGGUUUCGGUUGAGGUGCCCGAUGCCAAGGCCGACCUCCUGGCUCCGGAGGAGGUGGUGUCCCCUGGUCCGGCGGCCCGGCCGGCUGGCAGCGCUGCCGCCGCCACUCGCCGCCGCCGCGGGUCCAUCAUCCAUUCGGAUGCCGGGCUGCCCAAUGUCCAAGCCCUGGCUGAGGCCAUCACCUCCGGUGCUGACACCUCCAGCCUCUAUGGUGCUGGUGCCGGCCGGCCUCGGUCGAACUCCAUCUACUCGGUCUCCUCGCAGGCUCCCUCUCUGACGGAGAUCGUCGUGGCCGACGAGCACUACAACAAGCCGCCCUUCUGCAUUGACCACGCGGUGGUCACCCGGAUUUUCGGUGUCAACCCCAAGCGUGGCCUUAGCUCCGCCGAGGCGGCCACCCGCAUGCUCAACCAUGGCCCCAACGAGCUGACCGGCGAUUCGAAGAUCAACAUUUGGAUGAUUCUCUUCGAUAACCUGGUCAACCCGAUGAUGAUUGUCCUGACGGUCUGCCUGAUCAUUUCCAUUGUCACCAGCCAGUGGAUUGAGGCCGUUGUGCUGAUCAUCUUCAUCAUUGUCAACGGUACCAUUUCCUUCGUUCAGGAGCUUCGCUCCGAGAAGACCCUCCAGGCCCUGCGGAUGAUUUCGUCGCCGGUGGCGCGCAUCCUGCGCGAUGGGCGCCUGGUUGAGGUGUCGGCCACCGAGGUGACCAUUGGUGAUAUUAUCGAGAUUGUCGAGGGUGACCAGAUUGGCGCGGACAUCCGUCUGAUCAAGGCUGUCAACCUGCGCAUUGACGAGGCUCUGCUCACCGGUGAGACGGUCCCCGCGGCCAAGGUCACCCAUGCCAUUGACGAUCCUCUCUGCCCGCUGGGCGACCAGCGGAACAUGGCCUUCAAGAGCACGGUCGUGACCCAGGGCCACGGCCGGGGUGUGGUCACCUCCAUCGGCAUGGACACGGCCAUUGGUCGGAUUGCCAAGGCCGUGCUGUCCGGCGGCCCGGCCUCCACCAAGACCCCGGUCCAGCGCCAGCUCAAUGUCCUGCUGUACAUCCUGCUGGUCAUGGCCCUGCUCUUUGCGCUGACGGUCAUGGCGGUCAACAAGUUCAACUUCAAGGACAAGACCAUCCUGCUGUAUGCGCUGGCCGUGUCGGUGGCUGUCAUCCCGGAGGGUCUGCCGGCCGUGGUGACGGUCGUCUACGCGUAUGCCGUCCAGCGGAUGACCCGGCAGAAGGCCAUCAUUCGUAAGCUCAACUCCCUGGAGGGGUUGGGCACGGCGACGAACAUUUGCUCCGACAAGACCGGCACCAUUACCAUUGGCCAGAUGGUGGCCACCGAGUUCUGGACCCCGACGGCCCACUGCAAGGUCACCGGUCAGGAUAUGGAUUCCGGCGGGCAGUUCCUUCUGAAGGAGGAUUCGCGCCACCCGGGCGAGCAGGUCCUCUCGGCCGAUGGUACCACUUCCGAUGCGGCGGCGGCCGGUGCUUCGCCCCGCGCCAGCACCCAGCGGGUGCUGCCCUUCGACCGGGUGUCCGAGGAUAUUCGCCACCUGCUGCAGGCUUGCACCCUUUGUGCCACGGCCACCAUCACCCUCCACGAGGAGGAGUGGGUGACGGCCGGCGACCCGACCGAGGUGGCUCUGGUGGUGCUGGCCGGCAAGGCCGGCGUCAUGCGGCCGGAUUUGGAGCGCGAUUGGACUUUCGCCUCGGAGUUCCCCUUCGACGCCUCGCUCAAGCGCAUGACCAUGAUUUACCAUGCUCCCCGACUGGGCCAGACCCUGACCUACAUCAAGGGUGCCACCGAGGUGGUGCUGGAGCGGUGUGUGACCCGCGUUGGCGGUGAUGAUGGGACUACGGUGGUGCCGAUCGAUGCGGCCUUCUGUGCCCAGGUGAUGGGCAUCGCCGAGCGCAUGUCCAUGCAGACCCUGCGUGUGUUGGCCUUCGGCUAUCGCCUGGACAAGUAUGACCCGGAUGGCCGGGUGCAGACCAUCGAGGAUCGUGACGCCAAUGAGCGGGACUUCAUCUUCCUGGGGCUGGUCGGCAUGUUUGAUCCCCCGCGCCCGGAGUCCUAUGAGGCAGUGCGGAUUUGCCAUGAGGCCGGCAUCACGGUGCACAUGGCCACCGGUGAUCACCCGCUGACGGCGCAUGCCAUCGCCGAGAAUGUGGGCAUCGUGCCGGAGAACUGCCCCAGCUGGAUGGUCAUGGUGGCUCGCGACUUUGAUGCCAUGACCGACGAGGAGAUCGACAAGAUGACGGAGCUUCCGCGAGUGCUGGCCCGUUGCUCGCCCGAGUCCAAGGUCAAGCUGAUUGAGUCGCUCCAUCGUCGUAAGAAGAUCGUCGUCAUGACCGGUGACGGUGUGAAUGAUGCCCCGGCUGUCAAGUAUGCCGAUGUCGGUGUGGCCAUGGGCCACGGUGGUACCGAUGUCACCAAGCAGGCCGCCGACUUGGUGGUGACCGAUGACAAUUUCAUGACCAUCGUGCGCGCGGUGGCCGAGGGCCGCCGUGUGAUCAACAACACUUCCAAGUUCAUUCGUCUGCUGAUGACGGUUUGCCUGGCGCAGCUGGUGGUGCUGGCCUGUGCGCUGGCCUUCUCCGAUUCCAGUGGCCACUCGAUCUUCCCCCUGUCGGCCAUUCAGAUUCUCUGGAUCAACCUGAUGACCGCCGGGCCGCAGGCCAUGGGUGUCGGUACCAUGGAGGGUACCAAGGAGAAUAUGGAAGUCCCGCCGCGUACCGCUCGGUCGGUGGUGUUCAGCUGGGAGAUCCUGUGCGACGUGCUGGUUUUCAGUGCCUUCAUCGGGUUGCUGUCGCUGGCCAUGUUCGUGUGGGCCAUCGAGUCGGCCUCGCCCAUUGGCUUUGAUGUGGUCAGCUGCAAUGAUCGUGCUUCCUUCGGGGAUCCUGGCUGUGCGGAGAUUUUCCGCGCCCGCACGGUGUGCUUCAACAGCAUGAUGCUCAUGCUGAUCACUCACGCUUGGGUGAUGGUGGUCCCGAACCAGUCGCUCAUUCGUGUGCCCUUCCGCCUGACCCGGAACCUGGCCCUGACGUCCAUUGCUUCGGUGAUCCUGCUGUUCCCGCUGAUCUAUGUGCCCUUCAUCAACCUGGAUGUCUUCGGCCAGGCUCCCAUCACCUGGGAGUUUGCCUUCAUCUUCGGCUCCUUCGGUGUGUACCUCAUCUUCUGCGAGCUGUACAAGCUGCUCAAGUACCUGAUCCUGCGUAAGCUGGUUCCGUGGAUUCGGUCGCGCCGUCGCGCGGCCGCCCCGGCCGAUGCCCAUGAGAUGACCGCCCUCAACAUCAAGGACGGCGACUUCUACCAUGGGUACCGGAGCCCGCCGAUGGGUGCUCCGGCCAGCUCGCGCCUGUCCAACGCCUCGCGCCCCUCCUUCUCCCAGUAA
Fonticula alba is the source of this 3705-nucleotide messenger RNA. RefSeq lists its product as hypothetical. The record is from RefSeq and is a predicted model, not a curated record. Lineage: Eukaryota; Rotosphaerida; Fonticulaceae. Gene Ontology annotation, biological process: intracellular calcium ion homeostasis; calcium ion transmembrane transport. The transcript is spliced from 3 exons. Gene Ontology annotation, molecular function: ATP binding; ATP hydrolysis activity; P-type calcium transporter activity. The coding region runs from base 1 to 3705 and encodes 1234 amino acids. Gene Ontology annotation, cellular component: plasma membrane.